AUGGGACCAGAGGAGAGCAUGGGACCAGAGGAGAGCAUGGGACCCGAGGAGAGCAGAGGACCUGGGGAGAGCUUGGGACCAUGGAAGAGCAUGGGACCAGAGGAGAGCAUGGGACCAGAGGAGAGCAUGGGACCAGAGGAGAGCAUGGGACCAGAGGAGAGCAUGGGACCAGAGGACAGCAUGGGACCCGAGGAGAGCAGAGGACCAGGGGAGAGCUUGGGACCAUGGAAGAGCAUGGGACAAGAGGAGAGCAGAAGAUUGAGAGAGAGCAGAGGACAAUGGGAAAGAAUGGGACCAGAGGAGAGCGGAGGACCAGGGGAGAGCACGGGGACUGGACACGACAGAAGGACUGACACGACCCCUGGACACUCCCAGACACGACCCCUGGACACUCCCAGACCAUGUGGAAAAAAGUGCCAGUAA
This is a messenger RNA of Knipowitschia caucasica, 423 nucleotides long. Lineage: Eukaryota; Metazoa; Chordata; Actinopteri; Gobiiformes; Gobiidae. The record is from the annotation of a GenBank genome assembly.